This is a messenger RNA of Ilex paraguariensis (yerba mate), 2453 nucleotides long. Lineage: Eukaryota; Viridiplantae; Streptophyta; Magnoliopsida; Aquifoliales; Aquifoliaceae. The record is from the annotation of a GenBank genome assembly.
AUGGCUUCUUACAGGCCAUUCCCACCACCGCCUCAGUCAACUUUUGCACCACCUCCAAAUCAAAACCCUCUGCAACCUGCACAACCGCCGCUACCAUCGCGAGGAACUCAGUAUUCGCAGCAAAAUUGGGGUUACAACGCCAGUGAUGGGUCUUCGUAUUCACAGAAUUAUACUCAGAUGCAUCCGAAUCCGAGUUAUCAACAUGUAAAUUACGGAUCAUCGUAUGGUGCUCCUCAGAGAAAUCCACUUCCUCCACAACCACCACCACCACCACCACCUCAUGCUCAACAACAACAGUUUUCGUAUCCACCACCACCUCCUCCGGAGUCUUCAUACCCACCUCCACCACCUCAUUCGAUGCCCCCAAAUGCCAUGAACACACCGCCACCGCCACCGCCUCCGCCUCCCAUGUACUACCCAUCUUCCCAGUUUUCCCAAUUCAAUCACCAGCCUUUGCAGCCGUUGCAACCACCACCUCCUCCUUCAUCUCCUCCCCCAAGUUCUUCAAUCCCUCCACCUCCGCCGCCUUCACACCCGCCAUCGCCACCGCCUCCACCUUCUUCCAUCCCUGCAGCAAACCGAAGCAAGGAAAGUAGGGCAGCUGGUGAGACAGGGGAAUCCAAGGAUAGAAUGGGUUCUGGUUGGCGCGAACCAGGCCGCUCUAACCAAGGGGUUCCCUCUCAUAAGGAGCAUAAGUCUUCUGUUCCUCCGGUUCCAGUAAAGAAACCAAAUGGGACUUCUGGAAGGAUUGAGACUGAGGAAGAGAGGAGGUUGCGAAAGAAGAGAGAAUUAGAGAAGCAAAGGCAAGAGGAGAAACACAGGCACCAAUUGAAGGACUCCCAGAACAAAGUGCUGCAAAAGACCCAAAUGUUGUCUUCCGGAAUGAAGGGGCACGGGUCGAUUAUUGGAUCACACAUGGGUGAGAGGAGGACUGCUCCAUUGCUGAGUGGUGAGAGGAUCGAAAACCGUUUGAAGAAGCCUACAACAUUCCUUUGCAAGUUGAAAUUUCGGAAUGAACUACCAGAUCCAACAGCACAGCCAAAGCUUUUGUCUUUAAGGAGAGACAAAGAUCGAUUCACAAAGUAUGCAAUAACAUCAUUGGAGAAAGUCCACAAGCCUCAAUUAUAUGUCGAGCCAGAUCUUGGGAUACCACUUGACCUACUUGAUCUCAGCGUAUACAAUCCUCCUAAGGGUGAAAAGUUAACCCUUCAUCCAGAAGACGAAGACUUGUUGCGUGAUGAUGAUGUUGUAACCCCAAUUAAAAAAGAUGGCUUAAAAAGAAAGGACAGGCCCACUGAUAAAGGUGUUUCUUGGCUGGUCAAAACACAGUAUAUUUCUCCUCUUAGCAUGGAAGCAACAAGACAGUCUCUGACAGAAAAACAAGCAAAAGAAUUGCGUGAAACACGGGGAGGCCACAACAUAUUGGAGAACAUCAACAGUAGGGAAAGGACAAUCCAAAACAUCGAGGCUUCAUUUGAGGCAUGCAAGUCACGACCUAUUCAUGCAACCAAUAGUAAAUUACAACCUGUUGAGAUUCUGCCACUAUUACCUGAUUUUGAUCGGUACAAUGAGCUGUUUGUCGUUGCAACCUUUGAUAGUGCUCCUACAGCUGAUUCAGAAACCUACAGCAAGUUGGAAAAAUCUGUUCGUGAUGCCCACGAAUCUCAGGCCAUUAUGAAAAGUUUUGUAGCAACCGGCUCAGACUCAGGAAAACCAGAUAAAUUUUUGGCGUAUAUGGUUCCUUCACUUGAUGAGGACCAGAUAUCAAAGGAUAUGUACGAUGAAAGUGAAGAUGUCUCGUUUUCAUGGGUUCGGGAGUACCACUGGGAUGUACGGGGUGAUGUUGCAGAUGAUCCCACAACAUACUUCGUGGCAUUUGGAGAAUCAGCUGCCCACUACGCGCCUCUUCCAACAAAGCUCGUUUUGAGGAAAAAGAGAGCCAAAGAAGGAAAAUCCAGUGAAGAAAUUGAACAUUUUCCUGUACCUUCAAGGGUGACUGUAAGGCGGAGAUCAGUUGUGUCUGCAGUAGAAUUGAAGGAAUCAGGGGAUUACUCUGGUGCCAAGGGGACUACUUUAAAUUCGAAGAGACAAAGGACGGACGUGGAUGUUGGCCUUGGCCAAUUACGGAAGGUUGUGCAAGAGACCGACAUGGGUCAAUCUAGUGGAGCUGAAUAUGACUUGUCUGAUUGAUCGCUGAAGAUGUGGAGGCUUUCAGAAGAGGCGUAUUAUACAUUGGACACUCAAAAGUCGAACAAUCGAGGCACUGAGAGAUUUGAAGAUGAUGCAAAUAUUGAACAUAUAGGACAGAAGGAAAAAAGUUCUUUUUUUUCUUUUUUCGGGGGACAACGUUGGGGUGAGAAAAAGGAUGGACCUAUACAAAUUCUGUUUUUUCUAGUUUAUUUGAGAAUUUAUGUCUUGUAUUUAGAUUACCAAAAAAAUAAAAUAUGGGGAGG